Messenger RNA from Cylicocyclus nassatus, 417 nucleotides. The record is from the annotation of a GenBank genome assembly. Lineage: Eukaryota; Metazoa; Nematoda; Chromadorea; Rhabditida; Strongylidae.
AUGACAAGGCUAAUUGAUCCCACCACCUAUUACACAAAUGGCGCCCAGAAAAUUAUAGGCUUGGCGAUGGCGGUGGCGGUGGCACUCGUGGUCAGCUUGCCGAUGAUAUCAUCAUUGAUGAUGGCAUUGACAGCUACCUCCGUUAUAGAACAACACGAUUCUGAUUUAUCAUUAUUGGGAGAUUCGCCGCUAAGCACAAUGAUGGUCAGUGGUCAUCAAGCUGUAACGCGAAGAAGUUCGCGUCACAUAGCGUUAUCGAAGGCCAUUGCAAAAAUGCAUAUCCACAAGAUCGUAAUGGAUGCACGAUUUGGACAAGGUUCAUGCCUUCGCAUUAUGCAAGAAGAAGAAAGAGCCUCACAAGGUGAUGCCGGGGCACCGUCAAGUGCUAGGGAUAGCGCUCAGUCGCGUGAAAUGUAG